CCGGCCCGGCCAUUAACUCAAAACAAACGACUCCUGUACCGACUGCGAAGAAGCUCAUUGAUCCAGCCACAAAUUCACAGCGUCCGUGCAACAAUGGUGAAAGCCGUCGUCGGCGAGGAAACCCAGCUCAAACUAGCCGAGGAUCGCCUCGAGAAAUCCUCCACCCCCGUGCAGGUGGGGCUCCUCAUAGGCAAGCUCAGCAACUCUCUAGACCGAGGCUUUGUCUUCGAUUUGAUCCCAACGCCGCCGAACGACGCCGGAGCGGCUCCUUGCUCCGUCCUCGAGCCUGCCAAGGACGACAAGAGAAAGGGGCCUAAACCCAAAUCUCAGCCCUCCGAUUCCUUCUCUCUCUCCAUUGACAAGGACUGGGUCGCUGAACAUGCCCGUCAGGUGUCUAGAAUGUUAAUGGGUGGCAUGAAAGUGGUUGGCAUAUACAUUUGGGCUAGUGAUAGCGCUUUUAAGAAUUCGAACAUCACGCUUUGCCAGACUGUAAUGGGAGUUGCCAAAGCAGCGCCCCUCUCAGAGAUUGAUUGGGAUGAGAGACUGCUUAUUCACAUUUGUUAUAGUCCAAGGAGGUGGGCAUGUCGAAAUUGUGCAGUAGCUUCAAAUAUUACGUCAAGCAGCCUAAGACCUUGUGACUUCAAAAUGGGAAGGGUCCUAAAUUCCCUUCAACAUUUUAGGUGCAUGUACAACUUUGAUAUCAGAUUGCCCAUAUUUCACAAGAAUUCAUCAAAUCUCCAAACUUUUAGUGAAGCCCUUCGUCAUGGUAUUUCAGUUCAUGCGAAAGAUUUAAGAAGUGCAAAAGCCAUGUUUGAUGGAAAUUUGGUUGUUAACGAUGAUCUAUGCACAUUGGAUGGUCUGCAUGAAGUCGAGUUGCUUCUACCAUUUAUGAAAGAUACUGAAGCUUGCAGCCAGAAAGAUACUGUUGGUGUUGUUGAUUUUAGCGGUUCUGUGUGUUCCUUUGCAUUUUUAAAUCCCAAAGAACCAAUUUCACAAGCUGUUGCUGAUAUUAAGGAUGACAUAAUCACGAGUCUGCAGAGUAGACUAGAUAUCAUCUGUGAUGAGGCAGAUGGUGAGGCGGGUCCAACUGAAACCAGUGGCCAGCAAGCAAGAGAUGGUGCUGAUACUCAGGAACCAAGAGAUGGGAUAUCCAGUGAAACACCUGUUUCUCAAAUUGUUCUUCAAUCAUUCAGACAAUCAGGCAAUCUUUCACUUCCCCGAAGAGUCUUUGUUCCUUGGUUAGCGGGUACAUUUGUGUGUGACUACCUACAGCCAUCCGAGACAUUUGAGGUUCUGAAAGAUCGAUGUGUCGAGUUGUUGUCUAUGGAAGCUCCAGCAGAUGACUCAACAAUCUUGGAACCAGAAAUAGACGCCCCAUCUGCAGUGACCAAAUCUUUCUGGGAUGUGGUGGUGCCGCUUCCCUCGGCAUCUAACUCCUGUUUGGAGAAGAGUGGAAUCGAAAAAUUAAGGGGAGAAAGUAGCCGAAAAUCUACAGAGUUCUCUAAUGUCAACAUCAUGGCUGCUGGUGCUUUGUAGAAUUCCAUGAGAUGAGAUUAGGACCAUGAAAAAUAAGAUACCCAGAGGUGGAGGGUCGAGUAUAAGGACACCCAACCAGUCAGCAUCAGAAUACCCACGAAGCAAGGGUGGUGUAGUAAACCAGCGAAAAAUACAAUAUCUUGAUCAACAGUGCCCUUAACACAACGCAAAAUGCGUUUGGCCUUGAUAAGAUGUGUAUUGGUUGGCCGAGACAUAAACUAAGCGAUGUGAUUAGCAUCAAAUGCAAUGUCCGGACAAGUUAAGGUAAGAUACUGUAAGGAACCAAAAUAGGUGUCGAAAUCAAAGAGGAGAGUACCAUCAUGAUUAGAAAGCUCCGCUCGCGAAGCAAUAGGAGUAGUGCAAAGUUUACAAGCAUAUUGGUGCGCUUUAGUAGAUCAACAUACUUGGUAUGAGAAAGAUGAAGACUAGGAGGGGUAGGUUGUAACAUCCCGGCUCGGGGUCCAUCACAUCUCGGGUCCGCUCCACCAUUGUAGGCACAUCACAGCCAGGGUUAGGCUUUG
Pyrus x bretschneideri (Chinese white pear) is the source of this 2057-nucleotide messenger RNA. Its product is annotated as protein odr-4 homolog. Bases 94 to 1536 code for a protein of 480 amino acids. Gene Ontology annotation, biological process: intracellular protein localization. The record is from RefSeq and is a predicted model, not a curated record. NCBI's taxonomy places the organism in Eukaryota, Viridiplantae, Streptophyta, Magnoliopsida, Rosales, Rosaceae. Gene Ontology annotation, cellular component: endomembrane system. The transcript is spliced from 12 exons.